Messenger RNA from Phlebotomus papatasi, 2251 nucleotides. RefSeq names its product conserved oligomeric Golgi complex subunit 2 (gene Cog2). Gene Ontology annotation, cellular component: membrane; COG complex. Gene Ontology annotation, biological process: protein transport; Golgi organization; intra-Golgi vesicle-mediated transport. The transcript has 3 exons. Lineage: Eukaryota; Metazoa; Arthropoda; Insecta; Diptera; Psychodidae. Bases 97 to 2178 code for a protein of 693 amino acids. The record is from RefSeq and is a predicted model, not a curated record. Gene Ontology annotation, molecular function: protein binding.
AAUCAGAAAUUGAGAUUUGUGUGGAAUGAUGAUGUGUCAGACGUGUGUUGUGAAAAAUCUUAUGUUUUUACGCAAUGAAAUGAUUUAUCUGCAAUAAUGUUCAAAAAUAGUGAAUUAUUUACCCUUCCUGCUGGACCACCUGAGCUCUGCUUCGACAAGAAUGAAUUCACAAAGAAAACAUUCUCUGUGGAUGACUUCCUGCAAGAACACCGCAAUGCCGGGAGUCUCGAGGAGAUUCGGGAUGAUUUGGGAGUAUACCUGAAGGUCUUACGGUCAGCUAUGAUAGAAUUAAUCAAUGAGGACUAUGCGGAUUUUGUCAAUUUGUCUGCUAACUUAAUUGGACUGGAUCAAUCAAUUGAGGGCAUCCAGAUACCUCUGAGGCAUCUACAGCAGGAAAUUGAAGGGGUCAGGAGUAUUUUGGGAGACAAUAUGAAUGAAUUGUCUGAGUGUUUGAGGCAGAAGCAACAGCUGAGGAAUAUGAAGAAGAGCCUUAAGAGUUUGGGAAGGGUCAAUGAGUCACUUGAGAAAUUAUCUGAGAUGCUGGAAGUGAAUGAUGAUAGCUCAAUACGGCCUGAAAUGCUUGAGAGAGCAGCCCAGGAGUUUGUUCAGAUGCAAUUUAACAUAAACUGCUGUGAAAAAUAUCUGAAUGAAGACAUUAAGGAGAGAAUAGAUGGUCUGCGAGAAAAAAUCUUCAGACAAUCUCGAGAUUACUUCCUUUCAGUCCUAGAGGAUCGUAAUCGUCAGGGAUUGGAACAGAGCCUGAGAAUCUACUACACUUUAGAGGGAUGUUCUGUGGCUGAGGAUAUUUUUCGGAAGGAAAUUGUGGCCAGUAGUAUGGACAGAGUAAUCUCCGAAUCAUCCCUGCAGAACUCUGUCCAAGGAUUGACGGGAAUUUACAAUAGAAUAUUCGAAUUUGUUUCCAUUCAAAUGAAAGAUUUACUGCAAUUGACACAGGGCAGGAAUGUGGCUCAGAUCAAGGGAUACGAUUUCUUUCUCAAUAGUUUCUGGGUGGAAGUUGAACGACGUUUGGAGACGCAUAUGGCAUCAAUUUUUGCUCCUGGAAAUCCUGAUGCAUUUUAUGUAAAAUACAGAGCCACAUUGCAAUUUCUUGCACAACUCGAGAGUAUUCUUGCGACCCCAGAGGCCAUUGAUCAAUUUAGGAAUCACGCGCAGUACAAGAGUUUCCAAAUACGAUGGAACUUACCAGUAUACUUCCAAAUACGCUUCCAGGAAAUUGGUGGAGCAGUAGAAGGAUCUUGCAGUCGUCAGAUCUCCAGUGGAUUGCUGUCCAAGUCCGGAGACAUUCAGAUGGUGCCUUUUGUCACGGCUCUCUCGUGUAUUUCACAAUGUUGGUCAGAUGCAAUUUACCUGCCGCAGCUAUUCCAUCGUUUCUGGAAACUCUCCCUGCAGAUCCUCGCACGGCUCUGUACAUGGACCGAUGAAGUGUUGGCUGUAAAGAAAUGGAAUGCAGCAGAAGCGAAUAUCAAGCGAAUUGAUUUUCUGGUGUUUCUCCUGACAGAUUGCAUCAAAUUGCUGGGAAAAAUGCCUGGGCUCCUGCAAAUGGCCACAGGAAAGAUUCCACAGGAGCUCAAAGAGCACAGUGGUGAUCUCAAAAAGUGCCUAGAUGACACCAAAGAAGCCCUCAAGAGUAGGAUUGAGUCCGUGGAGAAUGCUGUCCUGUCGGAACUCACUGCAGAGAGUGAACAAUACAUCCGUCAGAUCACAGAUAUUCCUCGACUCUACCGAAAGACCAAUAGGGAUAUCCCUUCUAAGGCCUGUUCCUACGUGUCACAACUUCUAGCACCAUCACUGGCAUUCAAAAAGCGCUACAUGCACGAGAUCAACGAACGUAUGAAUAAUUACCUACAGCGUCUGUAUUCCAGGCUAACUGAACAAUUCUACUCGCAAGUGAGUGAAGUAUUAACGUCUGUGCAGAAAACGGAGGAGUCACUGAGACGACUUAAGAAUCUCCGGGAGAAAUCAUCAAAUGCCAAUGUGACGUCAACAGAGCGCUCAGGCAUGUCAGACGAUGACAAAAUUCGCCUCCAACUGCAAGUUGAUGUGAUCUACUGGGUGGCUGAAAUUGAGAAGCUCGGCCUCAAGAGAAAUCAAAUUGAUAAACUUCCCGAGUUGAUACGCCUCGUGGAGGAAUCUACCAAGAUUCGCAUGGAAGAGUGAUAGUCCUAAAUACUACUAGUGAUCCAUGCUGUUAGAUAGUUUUGUAAAAUAAAUACCAAUUCAUUUUAAAAAA